ACGUUUCAGGAAGGUUACUACCAGUUACAUCAGAGUGAUUUUCUGGUGCGCAAGAAAGGUUGUUUAACUUACAUCGAUAAAACAACACACGUCACAUUAGCUAAAAGAGAGCCUCUUUGAAUUAGUUUUGCCAUAAUGUUGGUGACAAGGCUAGUGUGUUUGCAUAGUCUGCCAGCCUUUGGGCUGCGCUCUGCAUUGACCCAGGCAUCCCCAGCUUUAAGAAAUUCUGGCCUGAAGAGCAGUCUGCCACUACUGCAGCUGAACCAGGGAUAUGCCACCAAAGCUCGAUUUGGUUUCAGGCAUAGUAAAACAGCUAAAGAAGGAAUCAAAGAGGCAGCUUUUAAGCCAGCGAUGGAAACUGCAAUUAAAUUUGAUAACAUGGGAAGAGUGGUCCUUGCUGGAGGAGCUGUAGUUGGUCUUGGGGCUUUAUGUUACUAUGGAUUGGGGAUGUCAAAUGAAAUUGGUGCCAUUGAAAAAGCUGUGAUCUGGCCUCAGUAUGUGAAAGACAGAAUCCACUCUACAUACAUGUACUUUGCAGGAAGUGUAGGGAUGACAGCAUUGUCUGCUGUAGCAGUCAGCAGAUCGCCGAUGCUUAUGAACCUGAUGAUGAGGGGCUCUUGGCUGGCUAUAGGUGCAACAUUUGCUGCCAUGAUAGGGGCAGGAAUGGUAGUCAGGUCAAUAUCCUAUGACCAGAGCCCAGGUCCCAAACACCUUGCCUGGAUGUUGUAUGCAGGUGUAAUGGGUGCCGUGGUGGCUCCAGUGACUCUUCUAGGGGGUCCUCUGCUGAUCCGUGCUGCCUGGUACACCGCUGGUAUUGUGGGAGGUCUUUCUACUGUGGCAAUGUGUGCCCCUAGUGAGAAGUUCCUAAACAUGGGCGGUCCAUUGGCUGUGGGCUUAGGGCUGGUUUUUGCUUCAUCAAUUGGGUCAAUGUUUCUGCCUCCUACUUCAGCUUUUGGAGCAGGUCUCUACUCUGUUGCUAUUUAUGGUGGUCUGAUUCUGUUUGGCAUGUUUCUGUUGUACGACACACAGAAAGUAAUCAAACGUGCCGAAUCUUAUCCUGUCUAUGGAGUACAGAAAUAUGAUCCUAUUAAUUCAUGCCUAGGAAUAUACACUGACACACUGAACAUCUUCAUCAGAGUGGUCACCAUUCUUGCAAAUGGAGGCGGCAGCAAACGGAAAUAAGACCAUGUUACUCUUUUUUUGUUUUGUUUUUUUGUUUUGUUGGGACUAAUUCAUGGAAAGUUGCUGUACUACAGUGAUCACAUUCAGUUGGAAGAUCGAUUAGCUUUGUAACUCUGUGUUAGAAAUACAGGGUAAUAAAAUAUGUUAACCUUCACUUGUGCUCUUUAAGUAUAGCUUCAUCUGUUGUUGACUGUUUUAUUUAAAAGCCAGUUUCUGAUUUAUGACUAGGGCGCAUGCUUUAAUGGGAAGUUUAAACUAAAACAACAGCUUUAGUACGACGAAACCUAUUGAUUCAGCCUGGUUAUUAGAUCUUGUAAUUAAACUAGAAUUAAUCAUUCUUGUUAAUUGUUAAAAGUUAUUAAACUAUAAACGCAUUAGUGUUACUUUCUUGCAGGAACUUUUGUGCGUUUUUCAUUGUAACACAGAAAGUGUGUACAAUAUGUUUUGUUUUGCAAAUCUUCAAAUGUUUAAGCAUGACAAUUGUGUCAGUGCAUCACUGUUACUCAUCCUAUUUAUUGGGGCAAGGUUUGAUUAUUGACCUAUGAAUCUUGUAUGCUUUUACGGAUAUGAAAAUUUUCUUUAGAAUUGAAGGGUUGUUUUCAGCAUUGUGGUGCAAUGUUCGUUAAAAUUCAGUUGCAAGGCAGAAAAAUAAAAUAAAAAUGACUUCAA
Polyodon spathula (Mississippi paddlefish) is the source of this 1851-nucleotide messenger RNA. RefSeq names its product growth hormone-inducible transmembrane protein-like. Bases 136 to 1182 code for a protein of 348 amino acids. The transcript has 9 exons. Lineage: Eukaryota; Metazoa; Chordata; Actinopteri; Acipenseriformes; Polyodontidae. Gene Ontology annotation, cellular component: mitochondrial inner membrane. The record is from RefSeq and is a predicted model, not a curated record.